This is a messenger RNA of Balaenoptera acutorostrata (minke whale), 832 nucleotides long. RefSeq names its product natriuretic peptide C (gene NPPC). Gene Ontology annotation, biological process: receptor guanylyl cyclase signaling pathway; cGMP biosynthetic process. The record is from RefSeq and is a predicted model, not a curated record. The coding region runs from base 108 to 488 and encodes 126 amino acids. NCBI's taxonomy places the organism in Eukaryota, Metazoa, Chordata, Mammalia, Artiodactyla, Balaenopteridae. The transcript has 3 exons. Gene Ontology annotation, cellular component: extracellular region. Gene Ontology annotation, molecular function: hormone receptor binding; hormone activity.
CCGCGUCGCAGCCCGGCCAGCCUGCUCCGCGCUCGCCUGCCCGUCUGCCCGCCGGCCCCGCGCACCCUUGCUGCCGCCGGUCUGCGCCCAGCCACCCCACGGGCACCAUGCACCUCUCCCAGCUGCUGGCCUGCGCCCUGCUGCUCGCGCUACUCUCGCUCCGGCCCUCCGAAGCCAAGCCCGGGGCGCCGCCGAAGGUCCCGCGCACUCCGCCAGGGGAGGAGGUGGCCGAGCCCCAGGCUGCGGGCGGAGGUCAGAAGAAGGGCGACAAGACUCCCGGGGGCGGCGGCGCCAAUCCCAAGGGCGACCGGUCGCGACUGCUCCGGGACCUGCGCGUGGACACCAAGUCUCGGGCGGCGUGGGCCCGUCUUCUGCAAGAGCACCCCAACGCGCGCAAAUACAAGGGAGGCAACAAGAAGGGUUUGUCCAAGGGCUGCUUCGGCCUCAAGCUGGACAGGAUCGGCUCCAUGAGCGGCCUGGGAUGUUAGUGCGGCGACCCCUGGCGGCGGAUUGGGAACUUGCUCCGUUUUGCUGAGGUCAUCCUUGGUCAUCAGCCUCCCAGCAUCUGGAAGCACCUCCAGCGCAAUGUGGCUUUUACAUUUCUUUUUUUUUUUUUUCCUGGUACUGGGAAUACACAACACCAGCUGUUUUAUUAUUAUUUAGGGAGGGGGUAUGACUUUAUUGUUUGUUUUUUUUAAUGAAAAAUAAAAAGUUAUAUAUUAUAUAUAUUAUAUACACAAAACACACACACCUACACCGACGUGAUGACAAGGGACAGUUUUUAAGAGACUGACAAAACCAGCUGUAAAACAUUGCUGUUUGUAAAUUCAUG